This is a messenger RNA of Kwoniella botswanensis, 1068 nucleotides long. RefSeq lists its product as uncharacterized. The transcript is spliced from 3 exons. The coding region runs from base 1 to 1068 and encodes 355 amino acids. NCBI's taxonomy places the organism in Eukaryota, Fungi, Basidiomycota, Tremellomycetes, Tremellales, Cryptococcaceae. The record is from RefSeq and is a predicted model, not a curated record.
AUGGAUGAAGAAUAUCAACCUUAUCGAGGAAUGUGGGCAUGUUUCCCCUGUGUGGUACUAUGGAAAUGGACCAAGGAUAGGAUGGCUAGGAAUGUAGCCGAACGAGAACCUCUCUAUCCCUCACCAAAUACCAUCUUAACAGCUCCAACCAAGAAACAGCGUCCCAACUUUUCCAAUCUCCAUCAUUCAUCUCAUUCAUCCUCGUUCCAUGGGUUAUUCAGCUCUGAACCUGCUUCACCUACAAAGUCGACUGUUAAUGGGUAUUUCAGUGAGGGAAAGAGGAAUGCAAGUACUUCGAAAUUAAGUGAAGAAGGGAGAGAGAGGUUGGGUAGUAUCUCUAGGGCUUAUGGGGGUCGAAUGCAAUUCCUCGCUCAACCUCCAUCUAUCCCUUCCACCCCCUCUCUACCAUCCACACCUCAUCUCAACGGUAAUGCCACCAAUGGUAACGGUAUUUGUAACAGUCGACCGCGCCCUCUAUCAGCUCUAACUCCCAUGACGACCAAUCAAUCCCAAGAUAAUUUACCUUUUCGACCUUCCGUACCUAACCUCGGAAGAUCAUCUUCCGAACCUAGAAAUCUCAAUGAUCUAGGCGCAUCAGGUGAUUUUGCACCUCAUCAAAUACCUAAUUUCGGUAAUGGUAGUGUGACAGUAGGAAGAGGAGGAAGUAGAGGUAGGAAAAGAAGUGCUACUACCUCCGUAGCGAGAUUAUCUUCACCAUUAGCUUUGAACGUUAGUGAUGCAAAUACGAUAACAAAAGAAAGAGGCAGAAGUCCUGGUCCGGCUAUACUGACUCGAACUCAAGAUCAGUUUGAUAUCAUAGAUGAUUCCAAUCCAAUUCAAGAUGGAGAGGGAGAUAGGGAAGAAGAAAGAUAUAUACCUAUCGGAAGAAGUCUUUCACAUCCUGAACUUAUAUUCACAUCGAACGCAAACACAAACGCUCAGGGGAAUGAACAUGAAGGGGCAGAUGAGGUGGUGGUCAAGCGGGAAUUGGGUUUGAGAGGUCUGAAUAGUGUCAGAGGUGGGAAGAGAGGUAGAGGUAGGGGAGGCAAAAGGAUUAGGUCAGAUUGA